This is a messenger RNA of Vitrella brassicaformis, 3995 nucleotides long. NCBI's taxonomy places the organism in Eukaryota, Vitrellaceae. The record is from the annotation of a GenBank genome assembly.
GUUCGUUCGAGUUUAUCGCAUGUGCUAAGCUGCCACGUGGUCCUUGAGGCGUCAUCUCUGCAAACUCGGGAUUGCUGCUGCAGCGUAGAGCAGAUCUGGACAGCCCAGCAGCUCUGGUGCAAGAUGGCGAGGGUGUGCUGGAGAUAGCCACCGCCUGACGACGUCCCUGCCAUCGCAAGAGCGGCUCAUUAUAUACCAUCCGGAGCCCUCGACUGCGUUCGUUACUGACGACUGGCUGAGUUAGUGUACUGAGUCAGCAAUGGUGGUGCCAUCUCUGAUCGAGACUGGCACCAAGAAGCUGGACAUCGCCCGCAAGAAGGGCCACAGACUGUCACUGGAGCUGAGGCGACGGCUUGGCGUCGUCAUCGUCACACUCUGCCUGCUGGUCGCCGCAUCCACAUGGCUCGCCAGGUCGCUCGUCCUACUCGUGUCCAUCAUCUACGAGAUCGGCGUGAGCGCUUCGCCGCGACUGCGGCUGGUGCAGGCCACCCGGCCAUGGCGGCUGUUCGGCACUUACACCGUGCUGCAGCUGAUCUUGCUCACCCUGAUGGAGACCAGAUUCACACUGCCCACGACCGUUGCUGUGGAGAGCAGCAAGAGCGGGCAGGGGGGAGGGUCUGGUGAGCAGCAGCUGGUGCUGAACGAGCAGCCGCCUGCCGCUGCUGCUGCUAAUCCUGCUGCUGGUGUCAAAGGGGUGGUGGUUGACGAAGAUGACGAUACCCUGGUCAUCGAGGAAGAGCCAGCAGCGGGGCCCGAGCAGAUCAGGUGACUGUCAGAGGGGGGGAUGGAUGGGAGGGAACAGACUAGACUGGUCUCUGAGGACACCUUUCGUCGUGUGUGUGGUGUGUGGUGUGUGUGUGUAUGUUGCAGCAUUGUGGUCCCAGUGCGCGAUGAGGAGCUGUACCUGACCAAGACCAUCGAGUACACCGUCAACGACACGCCGGCCCACAUGCUCAGGGAAAUACUCAUCGUCGACGACGCAUCAGACAAACCAGGCAGGCACACAUACAUACCAGGCAGGCACACAUACCACACUACACACGCGUCCCUGUCAUUUGUGUCUGUGUUUGUGUGUCAUCUAUCCCAUCCAUCCAUCAGUUGAGAAGAUGUUGGAGGAGGAGUUGGAUCGCAAGUACUGGCCCAAGGUGAAGAUCCUCCGCUACGACGAGAGGCAGGGACUCAUCAGGGCAAGAAUCGCUGGCGCCGACGCCGCAUCGGCACCAUACAUCGUACGACAGACACCACACAAAGGAAGGACGUCCCCAACACAUGACGUGACGGACAGAGACGCCCAUGGCCUCGGUGUGUGUGUCUGUGUGUCCGUGUGUGUGUUUGGGUGCAGUUGUUCCUCGACGGUCACUGCCGUCCCAUCCCCGGGUGGCUCCCACCACUCAUACGCAACCUCAAGGAAAACUACAAACGGUGCCAAGGGAUGUGGGAACACACAUUGGAACCCAUGGAUGAGCACACCUGCGAAUGUCUGUGUCUAUGUGUGUGUGUGUGUGUGUGUGGCUUGCUGUGUUGCAGGAUAGUUGUGCCGAUAGUGUCCGACGUGAACGGCACAACAUGGCAGGAGAUCCCGGCGAGGGGCGUCAAGAUGAUGUUUGAGUGGGACUUCAACUUCAAUUGGUACGACGACAACACUCCCGAGGUGCCCGUGGCCUCCGGCGGCAUUCUAGCCAUCACCAAACAAUGGUACACACACAUGGGCAGCAGGCGGGCCUUUUCUUGCUCGAUUCGAUCAUCGUGUCUCUGUGUGUGUGUGUGUGCGUGUGUCUGUCUGUCUGGUCAUCAGGUGGAUAGAGAGCGGCAAGUAUGACCCCGGGAUGCGCGAGUGGGGCGGGGAGAACAUCGAGCAGUCUAUACGAGUCUGGCUAUGCGGUACGCACAUUGUGGGGCAACACACAACACUUGACACAGCAGACACAAAGGAGGGCAGCUUUGUGUUAUUCUUCAACCAAUGCCACAUGCAGGUGGUGAGAUCAUUGUGGAGCGGAAUUCCAGGAUAGGACACAUCUUCAAACGACCACCCAAACCCAACAAAGUCAGUGUGCCCACCAAAAGAGCUGUUCGUCCCAGAAUGCGCUGAACGUCCCUCUCCUGGUGUGCGUCCGUGCCGUGCCGUCGUGUGCAGAUAACGAUACCCAAUCAAGUGCAGAGAAAUCACGUACGUGGCUGGCUGAGUCAUUGAUUACGAAGUGCACAUCCAUGUGUGCGUGUGUGUGGAGUGCAGGCGCGAGCGGCCAAGGUGUGGCUGGACGAUUACUACAAGUACUUUGUCGAAGCACAGCCCAUGGCAAAGACACUUGACCUCGGUAGGUACACAACACUGACAGACACACCCACACAAAUAGCCAUGGCUGGGUGUGGUGUGGUGUGGUGUUGUGUGUGCAGGUCCCGGUUUGGAGCAGCGGAUGGCUCUCCGGCCGGCACUCAAGUGCAAAGACUUCCAAUGGUAAGUAACCACUGACGCACUCGACGGACACUACCCCAUCUCCGUCUGCUACACGCUGUCCUGUCUGUGUGUGUGCAUUAAUUCAGGUAUGUGGAUAAGUUCCGGCAUGCCUUUGAACGAAAGGGGCUCCUUAUGGAAAGUGAGCAAGAUUGCUGCACAGACAGACAGACAUACAUAUCUCAUUCUCCCUCUGUGGUGACUGUGGUUAGACUUCCACCAUCUGCGCCACACGGCCUCCCGUCUGUGUCUGACGGCCGUCGAGGCCGACAAGGACAAACCAAAGGACGACUGGAGACACAAAGACCACCUCAUACUCGUCAGCCAACCACACACCCACCACACACACCCAGGCCUCCACCAUUCAUCCAGUCCCCCCUCUCCCCCUCCCUGUCUGUCUGUCUGUCGGUGUGUCAGGAGCCGUGCAAGCGCCCCGACGACCGCCAGCGAUGGUCGACUGUCGGUGGGAACCGCAUGCUAUUCAACAGGAAGGUCAAGAAGUGCCUCGACCGGUUCUCCAUCCCCUUCGGCAACGAGGAGGAGCGAAGGCCCAUUCUGUGGGAGUGCGACUGGCUCAACGUCCCGCUGGGCAAGAACCAGAACCAGCUGUGGCAGCACGACCAACACCCAGCCACCGACACCCCCAAACAUGACGGGGCGCACGAGCCGAGGACGGGCCAUGUGUUUGCCGUGCCGAAUGGCUUCAAUGGGAGAGCGUCCAGGCCAGGGGAAAUGGUGAGUGAGUCAGUGAGGGUGUGAGUUGGGGCCCGAGGGGGGAAGGGGGGAGGGAGGGAGCAAGAGCAUAUUGGCGAGUGCGUUGUCUGUCUCGUGUGCUUCGCAGGAGCUGGAUCCAGGAUUGGCGACGGACAGCGGAUCUCUGUGUCUGACUGCAAAGCUCCUGUACCACGAAGCAUUCCAAGACAAAAAGGUGGGUGGGUGCGAUGGGCCCUGGAAGCACAGCACCAGAGGAAAAGUGUGUGUGAUGUGGCGGUGUGUGCAGCUUCGUCGUCACGGCCACCUGCCGACGGAGCCCUACCUGGCGCCCUGCAGGCCGGUGACGGAUGACCCAUGGCAGGACACCCAGGGAUGGGAACCGUAAGCAAUGCAAUACACAUGGCCACACACACACUCGACGGACAUCACAUGCUGACUUCCCCGUUAUGUGUCCUUUUCCAUCAGUGUAUGGUGAGUGACAUCCAAUGGGGGGCGUGUAAAGGAGAGAGGGGGGCCUGCCAUGGCCUGGUUGUCUUCCUCUGUAAGUACGUGACUUUCGGUCACUCUUCAGUCAGUCAGUCAUCAGUGGGGGAAGGAGUGAGUGAGUGGAUCAGCUCAGCUCAGACCAUGUCGGGCCAGCCGGCCGGCGCAGCCAUCCAUCCCCCCAUUCGUCGCUGAGAUGGAUGGAGUGCGCCUUUUUCCGUUGUGUAUAGCUAAGUAGCCAGCCGGCUGCCAUGCCAGCAGCCCUGCCUAUCGACAACACAACACGCACAUACAGACACUUAUUGCGGACGCACUUAUGCAUUAUGUAUGUGCACCAUACCUUCAU